AAAACCCGCACCCUGGGAUUCAUCUGCGUCUCGAGCCGCGCGCACGCUGUCUGGCGCCGCUGGAGUGCCACGGUGCCAACAGACUAGUUGUACGAACCAAGCAGCCCCUGUUCACAGCGCCACGUUCGCGGCGGCGCGCGAUUUGCCGCUGUAAAAGAGCUAAACAGCAAAAAGGUUACAGCCAAAUAACCCACGCGAACGGGUAGACGCGCGGCGCGCACAAGCUCGAAACACGCGAACGGGCCGACGCGCCUUACAAAGUCAACAAAGACGACGAUGGCGCACCCGUGGGGCGUCCUAGAACUCGUCUCCGAGUCGCCCGUCUACGACCUCAAGCCCUUCGAAGGGCGGACGCACCCGGUCCCGCAGUCCUACGCGUUAAGUGCUCCGCGCCACGCCAUCGGCCGCGCGAAGGACCGCCAGGGCCUCCCUACCUUAGAACUGCCCUUCGCCGUCAUCUCGGGCAAGCACUGUUUGAUAGAAAGAGACGACAACGGCACCAUUAGGAUCACGGACCACUCGUCGAACGGGACGUCGGUCGAGAAAGAAACACUAGGGAAGGGCAACUCCAAAAUACUAAACGACGGCGAGCACAUCACGGUCUUCCAAAGACAAAAAACGGCGUCCCAAGAUCAAAAUGGACCUGGUGCUGUCAUCGAGUAUGUGUUCAGAAGAAGGGACGACAAGCCCGAAACUCGCGCCGUGGCCCAGGCCCUCGAGAGGCAGAAUUCACAAUUAGAAGCCGACCUGAGGAAAGCUCGAGAGGAAGUGGAUAAGUUGCUCGGGCAAUUACGGGAAGCAUCAACAUCAAAAGCCACGCUGACACGAGACGCGGCCGAGGCGAUCGCGGCGGCCGACUUACUAAGAGACGCGCGGCAGGCGGACCAGGCCUGCCUCAAGGCCGUGGCGUGUGCGCGCGAUCUGGCGCAGCGCGUCGCGGCCGACGCUGAAGGUAGAGUCGCCUCCCUGGAGAAGAGGGCGGCGGACUCCGAGACAGCUCUGGAAGAAGCCGAAGCUAGGUGUGCCCAGCAGGCCGAGCGGUUCACGGAGCUCGAGGCGCGGUCGAAGGAGAUCGAGACGCAACAAGCUAAAUCGUCCACCAGUUCCGCGGAGCAACAGGAGGCGCUGACCGCGUCCGAGCGGGCGCGCGCCGAGGCCGAGCGCGCGCGCGACGCGUCGGACAAGCGCGCUGACGAAGCCGAGGCGCAGCGGGCGCAAGCCGUGCAAGAGAGGGACGCGGAGAUGAGGGCGAGGCAGGGCGCGGAGCGAGAAAGGGACGCGGCGGAAGCUCGAGCCAUCACGUCCGACGGGAUCGCGGCGGACCAGACCGCGUUCCGCGCCGCGGCGGACGCGGCGAAGCGCGAGGCGGACCAGGGCGUCGAGGACCAGGACAGGCGCUUCCGCGAGAAGGAGCGGAGCUUCGACGAGGUCCGCCAGGUGCCGGACUGCGUGGAAAUCAACCAGGGCGUCGCGUCGAUGGCGUGAAUGCGCCGUAAACUUUGAUCUCCAUACAGGUGCUGGAGCGCAAGGCAAAGAAGGCGGAAAGCCGAGCCGACGAGCAGAAGCAGCGCGCCGACGCGGCCGAGGCCAAGUCGCGCACCGCCGAGGCGUCGACGGACCAGCUGCGCGCGGACCAGGCCGCGGCGCGGGAGGAGUGCGAGGAGAAUUGCAUGGCCCGGGACGCGGCGGUGGCGGCGUGCAGCGCCGCCGUCGCGCUCGCGUCGAGCACGCAGUGGCGCGUCGAGCAGCUCGAGCGGGGCCAGGAGGCGCUCCAGGCGGCGGCGUCGCGGUCGCGCGAGGUCGCCGCGGCGGCGUCGCGUUCCGCGGCGGCCGUUGGUAGGGACGUGGAGCGCCUGACGGGCGAGAUCCUCAACCAGAUCGUGCCGGGCCUGCGCCAGGCGCGGUCGGCGCUGGCCGACGCCUCGAUCGCGGCGAGCGACACGCCGCCCGGCGGCUCGCAGACGCUCGACGCGGACGCGAUGCAGGACGCCCUGCCGCCGCCUCCUUCAUUACCGAGCGUCGACGACGAGGACGCGCGCGAGCUCGACUACGCCGCGGAUAAUGCAGGAGACGAGACGCAGCUCGGCGAGCCGGCGCCGGCCGACGACGCCUCGGCGGCCGCCGACGCGGGCGACGAGACCCAGGACCCGCUCUCGCCGUCGCCGAAGAAGCGCGGGUCCGAGGAGACGUCGGACUUGCCGCCGCCGAAGCGGGCGCGCGCGUCGCAGGACACGGCGGACUCUGGCUCACCGCCCGAAGAGCUGAACUUCUGAGUUCCCCCAUCCCAUCCCUUGUUAAGAGUCCUAGACUAUCACAA
Messenger RNA from Pelagomonas calceolata, 2317 nucleotides. The record is from the annotation of a GenBank genome assembly. Lineage: Eukaryota; Pelagophyceae; Pelagomonadales; Pelagomonadaceae.